This is a messenger RNA of Desarmillaria tabescens, 981 nucleotides long. RefSeq lists its product as uncharacterized. Bases 247 to 723 code for a protein of 158 amino acids. The record is from RefSeq and is a predicted model, not a curated record. The transcript has a single exon. NCBI's taxonomy places the organism in Eukaryota, Fungi, Basidiomycota, Agaricomycetes, Agaricales, Physalacriaceae.
AAGUGAUCCGCGUCUGGGGUAGCCGAAUUUGUAUUCGAUGCUAGCGAGUUGCUAAUGUUGGUCUCACCGUACACCUCUUUUCCGAUAUAUGAUGUUGUAGCUCGUCGCUCCCUGUAUUUGGAGAGGCAAGUUAUUGGUUUCUGCCGCACCAGAUCGCUUGAUUUACAACUGCUGGCCGAUCUAUUGGCGUUCUGGUGAUUUCCUUCGGGAAACAGCUUGUGCUUUCUAACUACAUCUACCCUUGCCAUGCGGACCUACUACUUCCUUGACACGGGCGACCCAAGGAAGCUGGAGUCCCAUACGCUCACUCGUUUCCCAGAAAUCCUCCGAAGUGCUGGGGCCAUCGUCUCGUUCCUCCAAGACAUUCUCCUAUCGAUCUUCCAAUUCCUGAAACUCCCGGUAACGUUUCUCGGAACUGCUACCCUGGUUAUAUUAUCACAUUGGCCGUUACUCGGUCUGAAUGUACGAUCCUUGACUUGCUGCCGGUAUAUUACAUCCAAGCAGGAAGAGAAAUCAAAGCGCUGGAUGCGGUAUCUUGUCCAGAUGCGUCAUACGCCACGAACACUCGCUCAUACUCCGCUGUUAGAUAAGGGUUGGACAAUGGGCCAAGAUGGUAUGGAGAUACAAGGCGUUCUCAGCCAGGGUCGUCGAUGUUUCCGAGAAGAACGGUUCUUCCUUCGGCUACAAUGGCUCGCGGUGCGUUCACGCGUGGAAGGAGGGUAGUUUAUGCCGCAAGUAAUACCUCGAAGAUCGAGGAGCGCUAGCCGCUGGAAGUCCUAGGCCUUGUCAGCGGUACAUUCUCCGUUCCUUUGUGAGUACCUACCCGGGCCGUACUACUCUCUUCCCGCUUGGUAUGAAUAGUAUCAUUCGACGGUCUCAAACGUGACGUGGUAUUCAUUCAGACGAGUAUACACAUUAAAAAGGCAAGUAGUCUAUUCAGAAAACGUAAAGGACAUAAAAUUGGGGAUAAUUUUGAAACAU